AUGGAGUUUGAUUGUUCCCGCGACAAUUACCAGAAGCAACUGAUGGAGGAUUGGGCGAGGAAAUUCGACAGCUCACUUCUCCAAAUCGGGGAAAUGGCGGGAAAAUAUCGCCAAAAUCCCCGAUGUACUCUAGUCUCCAAGCACUGUGGUUCUUUUAAUUUUUGUGUUCGACUGCAUUGGGACGAUGAUGGGCCAGACUGGCUGAUUCGUUUUCAAAUACCUGGCAAAACAGUUUUUGCCGAUGAGAAACUUCGCGGCGAAAUCGCAGUUAUGAAACUCGUUCGCCAAAAUACGUCUAUACCUGUUCCAGAGAUUAUCACUUAUGGCUCAGCGGCCGAGAAUCCAACUGGCCUAGGCCCCUUCAUUAUCAUGACUUGGCUUGAAGGGGUGCGGAUGAAAGAGCUGAUGGAAAAAAAAGUAUGCUCCCCAGAUGGUUUUGAAGAAACUCUGCUGGACCCAGAACUCGAUGCCAAUACACUGAGAACUUUGUAUAGCGAAGUUUCUGGCAUACUUUAUCAGCUUUGGACUCUUGAAUUUGAUAAAAUUGGCUCCGUUGAUUUUAAUUCUGAUUCCAAUUCAUGGGAAGUCAACAGCCGACCAAUAACGCUUGGUAUGAAUGAGCUGGUAAGGUACGGCGGAAUAAAUGAAGAGAAUUUAGCUUGUGGAACCUUUGAAUCAUCGCUAGACUACGUUUUUCAUCUUUGCGAAAUGCGUGAGUUGCAUUUUAUGAAGCAACGCAACAGUGUCCAUGAUUCUCGUGACUGCCGAGCUAAAUAUACCUGUCGCCGCUUUCUAAAAUCCACUGCUACUUUAUUCACCUCCAAACGCGAUAUCAACGGGCCUUUUAAACUAUUUUGCGAUGAUUUGGGGCCUGGAAAUAUCUUGGUAGAUCCGAUAACAAACAAGGUGACUGGUGUCAUUGACUGGGAAUUUUGCUAUGCUGCACCUGCGCAAUUCGCAGCAUCACCACCACCAUGGCUUCUUUUGAAACCCAUUAGCCAUUGGGUGGAAGAUUCUGGUCUGCAAGCAUUUUUAGAUGUCUACAUCCCGAAAUUCAAUGUUUUUUUGGAAACACUACAAGAGCAUGAGACAAACCGGCCUUCGAUAAAUACGGAUGAAACUUUGUCUAACCGCAUGCGAAAUGCACUGGAGGAUCGUACAGUCUGGUUUAAUUUCGCAAUUCGAAACGGCUGGAGUACCGAUAACCUUUACUGGAACUUGCUUGAUAAUUAUGUUUAUGGAACGGCACUACAGACAGAAAGGGUUGCACGAACGACUGGCGAAGCCCACCUCCGUAAUCACCGGGAGACUGUCGUGCGCUUAAAAAUCCUAGAACUCCAACAAUACAACCGUGAAAUGAGGCAAGAUGUACAUGUCGAAUACCAGCAAGAGGAGGAGGACGAGAAGGCCCAGUAUUGGUUACCCCCUGAGUCAUUGUGUUUAUUUCCAGAGAAGUAUGCCUCUAACUUGCUCUAUAGAGUUGUUAUCAAAACGCGGCCUGCGGAAUGUCGGGCGCCCCUAGAGGUGGAAUACCGCGAGCACCUCAGGGCAAGCGUCUCGUCAUGCCAAUUCAUACGGCCGCUCCUUGAUAUCAUUCCUGAUGUUAACGAUAGUCCAACUAGACCGAAAUAUGACAAUAACGCCACUCAUCAAAUGGCUGCCAGUCAUAUUCCCCCAGGUCUCGUGUUCCAAUGGAUGGACCACAACCUGUAUGAUUUUGAUCCUCGAAUAUACCGGCGAGAUUAUGUGUUGGCUGAGGCAGUUGCGACUGGGGCACUGAAAGUCCUCGUUUCAUUUGAGAAUAAUAAUCCUUGUACCUAUGAAGUGAAUCUUUCUGAUUUGGGAGAAUCAAAUUAUGAUGGGUUUUCUAGAACUCUUACGGGAUCCUCGUUGACACGCGCUCCUGAAGUAUGGGAAGGCAAAGGCCAUUUCCAUAGCUCUGAUAUUUGGGCUCUCGGAGUGACUUUGUUUGAGCAAUUUAGUCACUCCGCCUUUAGUUUUUCAGUGAUACGAGAUGAUGUCCUGGUUGAAACAAUUAUGCUUGCUAAACUCAUGCGCCUUUUCCCUGAAUGGCAUCCUUCUCCCGUUGAAUGGAUGGAUGUAUACGGUCAAAGCCUCGGGCAGGUAUUCGCUGACGCGACGCGUAUUAAGGACAGCAUCCCAAUCGAGCCACUAGACCAGUAA
Ophidiomyces ophidiicola is the source of this 2184-nucleotide messenger RNA. RefSeq lists its product as uncharacterized. The record is from RefSeq and is a predicted model, not a curated record. The transcript has 4 exons. The coding region runs from base 1 to 2184 and encodes 727 amino acids. Lineage: Eukaryota; Fungi; Ascomycota; Eurotiomycetes; Onygenales; Onygenaceae.